AUGUCCUCUCAGAAUCUCCCGACAUAUGCGAGCCGACAUGUUCCCUCCUACUAUGGAACGGCGGAAGAUGGUAGUAGUAUGGUCUCGCCACGAUAUGCGCCGCAUGUGCAGCAGCCCUGGAGGAGGCAACAGGCUCUCAGUUCUCUGUCGUUCAUUCCAUCCACAUCUCCGCGCUCGGAGCAUUCCGAAUACACCACAUCACAACAACACCCGCACCCCCAGCAACCGCAACCCCCUCAAAUACUUCCCCGACGCCCUGUGGCAGAUCGCAGCAGUGCCUGCGUCUCACCAUUCCGUUCAGUGCGCAAGAUGAAGCAGCCGUUCCAACUGCGUCUUCCGUCUUCUCCAUCAUACGAUACCAACCCUUCCCCUGUUUCUUCUCGAGAUUCGAGGACGCCAUCUGCAAAUCACUCUCUCCGGACAUGGCGUUCGGAUGGUAACCUCAUGACCACCAGUCUCGAGACGUUCGGCCUCCUCCCUAGCCCGCCUCUGUCGGAUUACAGAACCUCCCAGCAUUCCCCAUCAUCGACAUAUUUCUCUCCCAAGAUCGAUUCCGACACCGACACUGAGCAGGGCACACCGAAAAGUAACACCGGCAUACCGGACGUGAAACAUUAUAAUAUGCAUCGGACCUCCACACCCGAGACACUGACUGAAUAUCCAAAUAAGACACCGGGAGCCACCAAUGUUCACAUGGCGCAUUCUCAUAUGAUCAGACAGUGCGAGCCGUCCGAGGACGGAAAAUACACGCCCAUGUCCAUGGCUUCAGAACGCAUGUCAUCGCCUCCAGUGACGUCCGACAUCGCAGCCUUUGGUAAAAGAGACUUCUCUGGGUCCUCUAUGGGCACCCAGCGGAGUCGGUCUGGCACCGUCUCCAGCGAGGCCAGCUGGGCUGCCAGCAACCUGUCCUACUGCGAGAGAUGGCUCCAAGGGGCCCCAAUCGAGCCGAUCGAUGAGAAUAGAGAGAACGCGCGGGAACUCAGUCGAAGGAAAUACCAAAUCGUCCAGAACAGCCCGCCUCCUCGAGACCGGAAGCGUGACAUGAAGUCUACGCCGGAUGAGCCAUUGAUGUUUGCUUCGGUCGCCAGUAAAUCCAAACCUAAACUGGUCGACAUCUCGCGACAGUCAUCCCCUGCCACCAGCUACUCCAUACCCACGCCUCCCCAACAACCUCUUCCUUGCACGCCCGAUCAACGCCUGCAGGAAAUCUCCGCCUUCAGCCCUGAGACCCCGUUGGCCAUGUCAGACAGCGGGUAUGGGACGCACCGUUCCUGCUACUCUCCAGAGGACUUCCCUGGUGACAAGGAGGACGACUCGGUCGAGGCGAGUUCCAUCGGCUCUGGAAGUGCUAGCGAGACGGUCGUCUGUCACAGCGAUAAGCCCGCUGCAGAUGACCAGUUUCGCCCAAAGUCCAUGCCUAAACCGACUCUCCGGGCCAAUGCUCGACCUACCACCAAUCCUUCCCAGCGUCACUCGUCCAAUCCCUCCCCACAGGAGGAAUUAGAGAAAUGGUGGGAUCACGAGUGGACCAUCGAUCAGUUAGAGCAGUCGGCGAGGGACUUUCCGCGCAAUAUGCUCAAACUGACCUCGCCGGCCAUUAUGUUCCUCCGUCACAACAAUGAAAAAGCUCUUAUCCGACCCUUCCGCAAGAUUUUUCCUGAAUCUGCGGAGAAUCUGCUCGACAGCCUCUGUGCAGCGUUGAUCGCCCAAAAUUAUGUGGUGUCCUUGUCCGCCAUGUCCUUCCCUAAUCGACGAACCAGUAACUUCUCUCAAAAGCCCAGCUUGUCGCGUCUCGACACCGUUCCAGAAAGGGUUCCUGAAAAAGCAUGUUCCACCUUGGGGAUCCACUAUCCCCAGACGUCGCCCACGCGGAUCAAAGACCGGGUCUUGGGCUCGCGCAGUAUGGAGCUGCGCAGGGAACUGGAUCGGAUCGUCGAUAACUUGCUGCUUGCCAUUGCCGGCAAGCAAGACGAGACGCUGAAAGCGGCAGUGCUUGUUUUAGCCCAGGUCCUGGAGACCAAUUCCUAG
Aspergillus terreus NIH2624 is the source of this 2028-nucleotide messenger RNA. RefSeq lists its product as uncharacterized. Lineage: Eukaryota; Fungi; Ascomycota; Eurotiomycetes; Eurotiales; Aspergillaceae. The record is from RefSeq and is a predicted model, not a curated record. Bases 1 to 2028 code for a protein of 675 amino acids. The transcript has 2 exons.